AUGACCGAUUACAAGUUUGAGGGCUGGAUGGGCCUUGACCCUAGCUCGGCGGAGGGCAACAUGGUCUGGCAGGAAUUCGAGCCAAAAGAAUGGGAGGAAACCGAUAUCGAUAUCAAGAUCUCGCAUUGUGGUAUUUGUGGUUCGGAUUUGCAUACUCUGCGCAGUGGAUGGCGUCCGGCCACAUACCCCUGCUGCGUCGGCCAUGAACUGGUCGGCAAAGCCGUCCGUGUAGGAUCCAAGGUGACAACCAUCAAGCUUGGAGACCGCGUCGGUGUCGGCGCCCAAAGCGAUUCCUGCCAGGGCCGCCAAGGCGACUGUGAAGAGUGCUCCAUGGGCAUGGAGAACUACUGCUCCAAGAAAGUGAUCGGUACAUACAACAGCGAGCACUUCAACGGCGGAAAGACUUACGGCGGAUACGCGCUGUACAACCGUGUCCCUGCGCACUUUGCCGUCAAGAUCCCUGAUUGCAUUUCUUCUGCUGCUGCCGCGCCUAUGCUCUGCGGCGGUGUUACGCUGUACAGUCCCCUGAAGCACAAUAACUGUGGACCGGGAAAGACGGUCGGUAUUAUUGGCGUUGGAGGUCUGGGACACUUUGGUGUGCUGUUUGCGAAGGCUAUGGGUGCUGAUCGGGUUGUUGCUAUUUCGCGGAAGAGUGGGAAGGCGGAGGAUUCGAUCAAGAUGGGGGCUGAUAUCUAUAUUGCUACUGAUGAGGAGGAGGGGUGGGCGAGCAAGCAUGCCAGAAGUUUGGAUUUGAUUGUUUGUACCGUCUCUUCUACUAAGAUGCCUAUGACUGAUUACCUUGGUCUUCUCAAGACUGGUGGUACCAUGGUUCAGGUUGGUUUGCCUGAGGAUGGUGGUCUCUUUGCUCCUGUGCGGAGCUUGAUGCGUCGUUUGAAGUUGGAGAGCUCGCUUGUUGGUAGCCCGAAUGAAAUCCGGGAGAUGUUCCAGUUGGUGGCGGAGAAGGGCAUCCAGCCUUGGAUCCAGGAGAUUCCGAUGAAGGAUGCUAACAAGGCGAUUGUGGACAUGGAAGAGGGACUUGCGCGCUACCGUUACGUGCUGGUCAAUGAGGAGUAA
Molecule: messenger RNA, 1074 nt
Organism: Penicillium longicatenatum
Lineage: Eukaryota; Fungi; Ascomycota; Eurotiomycetes; Eurotiales; Aspergillaceae
Product: NAD(P)-dependent alcohol dehydrogenase
Exons: 3
Coding region: 1-1074 (357 amino acids)
Biological process (GO): alcohol metabolic process
Molecular function (GO): zinc ion binding; alcohol dehydrogenase (NADP+) activity
Source: RefSeq, a predicted model, not a curated record